GGGACUGGGACAUGUGGAUGCGUUUAGGUGAGGUACGGCGAGGCAGAGAGUGUAUUGUGCCUGAUGUGUCUCGCACCUACCACUUUGGCUCGUCAGGACUCAACAUGAACUCCUACUUCCAAGACACAUAUUUUAAAAAGCAUUCCUUCAACACUCUUCCUUACGUUGAGCUGAGAGACUUAGACAGUUUGAAAAAGGAGCCAUAUGAAGAGUUGAUAACAGAGCUGCUACGUCGGGGGACAAUGCUGGACCACUCACAGAACCCUUGUGAGGAAACCUUCGUGCCAGACACCACCGGCCACACAUACCUUCUCUUCAUCCAAAUGAACCACCACAAAGACUACACUACAUGGCUGCAAGUCGCCAAGUGCUUACGUAUAUGGGACCUUGAUGGCCGGGGCUACCACCAUGGCAUGUGGAGACUUAACAUCAAGUCCAACCCUGUCCUCAUAGUAGGCGUCCCCUUCUCACAGUAUUCGUAAG
Homarus americanus (American lobster) is the source of this 483-nucleotide messenger RNA. RefSeq names its product protein O-linked-mannose beta-1,2-N-acetylglucosaminyltransferase 1-like. The record is from RefSeq and is a predicted model, not a curated record. Gene Ontology annotation, biological process: protein O-linked glycosylation via N-acetylgalactosamine. Gene Ontology annotation, cellular component: Golgi membrane. The coding region runs from base 12 to 482 and encodes 156 amino acids. Lineage: Eukaryota; Metazoa; Arthropoda; Malacostraca; Decapoda; Nephropidae. The transcript has 3 exons. Gene Ontology annotation, molecular function: beta-1,3-galactosyl-O-glycosyl-glycoprotein beta-1,3-N-acetylglucosaminyltransferase activity.